Odocoileus virginianus texanus is the source of this 1021-nucleotide messenger RNA. NCBI's taxonomy places the organism in Eukaryota, Metazoa, Chordata, Mammalia, Artiodactyla, Cervidae. The record is from RefSeq and is a predicted model, not a curated record.
AGCUGAACCUACGAUGGUGAGCGAGAGUCAUCACGAGGCGCUGGCAGCCCCGCCAGUCACCACUGUGGCGACUGUCCUGCCACAUAAUGCCACCGAGCCAGCCAGUCCCGGGGAAGGAAAGGAGGAUGCCUUCUCCAAGCUGAAGGAGAAGUUUAUGAAUGAGUUGCAUAAAAUUCCAUUGCCACCGUGGGCCUUAAUUGCCAUAGCCAUCGUCGCGGUCCUUUUGGUUCUGACCUGCUGCUUUUGCAUCUGUAAGAAGUGCUUGUUCAAAAAGAAAAACAAGAAGAAGGGAAAGGAAAAGGGAGGGAAGAAUGCCAUCAACAUGAAAGACGUGAAAGACCUGGGGAAGACCAUGAAAGAUCAGGCCCUAAAGGAUGAUGACGCUGAAACCGGAUUGACUGAUGGUGAAGAGAAAGAAGAACCCAAAGAAGAGGAGAAACUGGGAAAACUUCAGUACUCAUUGGAUUAUGAUUUCCAGAAUAACCAGCUGCUGGUGGGAAUCAUCCAGGCUGCCGAGCUGCCCGCCUUGGACAUGGGGGGCACCUCUGACCCCUAUGUGAAGGUGUUUCUGCUGCCCGAUAAAAAGAAGAAAUUUGAGACAAAAGUCCACCGAAAGACCCUUAAUCCUGUCUUCAACGAGCAAUUUACUUUCAAGGUGCCAUAUUCGGAAUUGGGUGGCAAAACUCUGGUGAUGGCUGUCUAUGAUUUUGAUCGCUUCUCUAAGCAUGACAUCAUUGGGGAAUUUAAAGUCCCCAUGAACACGGUGGAUUUCGGUCACGUAACUGAGGAGUGGCGUGAUCUGCAAAGUGCAGAGAAGGAAGAGCAAGAGAAAUUGGGUGAUAUCUGCUUCUCCCUUCGCUAUGUACCUACUGCUGGCAAGCUGACUGUUGUCAUUCUGGAGGCAAAGAACCUGAAGAAGAUGGAUGUGGGUGGCUUGUCUGGUAAGUCUAUGAUGUUUAUUGUGGGGGUUUUUAAUGCAAUUUCAUCAUGGACACCAAAUGCUUAGCACACAUGCCCAUGA